Macrobrachium nipponense is the source of this 1334-nucleotide messenger RNA. RefSeq lists its product as uncharacterized. The transcript is spliced from 6 exons. NCBI's taxonomy places the organism in Eukaryota, Metazoa, Arthropoda, Malacostraca, Decapoda, Palaemonidae. The coding region runs from base 631 to 1323 and encodes 230 amino acids. The record is from RefSeq and is a predicted model, not a curated record.
GUCCCACCUCGGUGGUCGCGAGUUUGAUUCUCGGCCAUUCCAUUGAGGAGUGAGAGAUGUGUUACGUGUAUUUCUGGACUCUGGUGAUAGAAGUUCACUUUCGACGUGGUUCGGAAGUCACGUAAAGCCGUUGGUCCCGUUGCUGAAUAACCACUGGUUCCAUUCCAUGCAACGGAAAAACACCAUACAAACAAACACGCGAGAGUUGAACAGUUGCUGUACAGUAGCAGCUGCCAUCUAGGGGCAAGACAUUCAAAACUGAAAAUUAAUAAUAAAAACAGCUGUGUACUACUGUACUGCUACUUUGAACUGUGAAUGUUUGCCUGUGAAUUUCAUUCCCGGUAUAGCUUAAAGGGGAAGUGUUUGUGAUUUUUCAUUGUUUUAGUAAUCAUAGACAGACAUGCACACGUAUAUUAGUUAUAAAAAUGACGAUUUUCCUGUGUUUUAUGUGUGCUUUGAACCCCCACCCCCAAUGCGAUGGACCACUGUGGGAAAUCGGCGAUUUUGGUUGUGGGGGAAAACAACAAUCUAGUCAAAUAUCCUAAAUACCUCCUGAAGGACCUACAAAAUCCUACUAUUUCAUUCAGUUGAGGAAAUUCUACGGCAUCGUCUAACGCUCUCUCAGUCGAGAUGUUGGGUGAGGUCUUCAUUUCUCUGAUGUUGCUGCUGAAUGGGAUUGUGGCAAGUCCAGAGAAUGAUUCGAGGACCAACGAUUAUAUUAGAGAAGAAGAAGGGCGAUACAUCUACAUCAAUCCAGAUGCGUCAUUUACUCUUGGUGCCCUUCUCAAUAUGCCGUUAGCCCUAGCCCUGCCGUCCUUGAAGUUUCGCACGUACGUUGGCUACCUCCCGACAGAUUCAGUGGAUUCGACUUCCUCUUAUGUGAGGCCAUUUUCGAGAUCCUUACAUCUGGGAGAUGCCGAACAAGAAGAGGAAAGGAGGUCGGAUCUCUUCUUAUACGACGAUCCUUAUUACUCUACCCAGACUGCCAAACUGAGGGCGUACUUCUCAUAUAUGCAGAUAGAAGAAGAAGAGUGCAGAGAGAAAAUCCUUUGCCAACUGGCUAGUGAUCCUGACACCUACUAUCCCAUGUCAGACAUUUUUCUCCGACAACUUUUUCCCCACCAUGGACCGGUAAAGGAGGACCCUAACAAUAGAUUUUGGAGAUAUCUUUCUGCUUCUAAAUUGGGCUUCUUGUCUGAUCUUAGAGACUGCAGGAAACUGUAUAGGAAGUGCCCCUUGGAACUGAAAGAGAUCGUCAAUAUCGUUGUGCUGAGAGUAUGGCAGGCUGUCAGCAAAGUAAUCAGCAUCAAGUUCGUUGACUAGGAGGUUCAGUA